Molecule: messenger RNA, 3398 nt
Organism: Equus quagga
Lineage: Eukaryota; Metazoa; Chordata; Mammalia; Perissodactyla; Equidae
Gene: SAXO6
Product: Mdm1 nuclear protein
Exons: 15
Coding region: 121-2274 (717 amino acids)
Biological process (GO): negative regulation of centriole replication
Molecular function (GO): microtubule binding
Source: RefSeq, a predicted model, not a curated record
GCGGAGUGCGCCGGCGCGUAGUCGGGGACGCCGGCCCGGGCGCUUGCUAGGGAACCGGUGUUGUCGCCCCGCCCUCGGGCUUCGGGCCCGUUAACCGUCCGAGUGCGGGGCUCCGGCGACAUGCCGGUGCGCUUCAAGGGGCUGAGUGAAUACCAGAGAAACUUCCUGUGGAAGAAGUCCUAUUUGUCCGAGUCCUGUAAUCCCUCGGUGGGGCGAAGGUACCCCUGGGCGGGACUUAGAUCGGAUCAGUUAGGAAUCAUAAAAGAGCCAAGUUUUAUUUCGAAAAGAAGAGUCCCUUACCAUGACCCACAGAUUUCAAAGUCUCUUGAGUGGAACGGAGCUGUCUCAGAGAAGGACGCGGCUGCAUCCGCAGAGCCCGAAGCCCUGGGAGCACAAGAGGCAGAGCGAAGAGAAGGUGUGAAUCGAGACGAGGGUCUCUCGCUGGGUGCCUCCCGGGUUCCCAAGAGAACCAGGUCUCACUCUGCAGACUCCAGAGCGGAAGGGGCUUCCGACCCUGUGGAAAAUAAGGAGGACAGUGCAGCAGACCACACACCAGUGAACGAAAAUGUGGACCCGGAACAUUCUACCAAACUCCUCUCAGAAAACAUAGAUAAUGGGUUGGAGAGAUUCCUGCGGAAGAAGUCUGGCUUGGCGGUGGCUCCCUCACAGAGUGUCUUGAGAAAUUCCGAAUAUCAAAGGCAGUUUGUUUGGAAGACCCCGAGAGAAACUGCGCCAGGUUUUGCGGCCCGUCAGGUUUUCCACAAUAAAAGCAAAUUUGUUCCACAAUUCAAAGGUAACUCAAUCAUCCAUGAAACUGAAUACAAAAGAAAUUUCAAAGGUUUAUCUCCAGUGAAAGAAUCAAAAUUAAGAAAUGAUUUGAAAGAGAACGGAAGUUUUGAAACAAUAUCUCCUGAAAAGAAGUGUAAUAAAACAGAUGAUCCUUUAAAGUUAGAAGCAGAGAUGGAACCAAAAGACUCAAAGCAGCCUAAAAAGAAGCUUACUCCUUGGAGACAUCAAAGGCUUGGGAAGGUCAAUUCUGAAUAUAGAGCAAAGUUUCUGAGCCCAGCCCAGUAUUUAUACAAAGCUGGGGCCUGGACCCGCGUGAAGGAGAACGCACCCGAUCAGGGUUCUCUAAAUGCCAUGUGGUAUGCGGAGGUUAAAGAGCUCCGAGAGAAGGCUGCAUCUUACAGGAAGCGAGUUCAGGGGACACAUUUUUCUCGGGACCAUCUGAAUCAGAUUCUCUCUGAUAACAACUGCUUUUGGGAUGUCUCCUCAACCACAAGCUCAGAAGGAACUGUUAGCAGCAACAUCAGAGCACUGGAUCUUGCGGGAGAUCCUACAAGCCAUAAGACUUUGCAGAAAUGUCCUUCUACAAAACUAGAAGAAAAAAGGUCUGUCUUGGAGGACCAACCCCAGAAAAAUACCACGGAGAAAUUGGGCGUGUCAGAUGUGCCCACGACACCUGUUAGAAGGCGCCUGGCCUGGGAUGCAGAGGAUGCCAAUGAGGACACGCAGGAACAGCCGAGAGAGGAGGAGGAGCAGAGGGAGGGGGACAGGCAGGAUUCUCCCGGAGAGCUUGAGAAGUUGGAAGUACGUGAAAAGUCUAAGGUGGACGAGGUGAAAGAAGGGUCGGAUUCUUCCUCUGUCUCCUCGGGAAGGGGCGGCAGGCUUCCUACUCCAAAGCUGAGAGAGCUUGGUGGGAUCCAGAGGACUCAUCACGACCUCACCACCCCGGCCGUCGGGGGUGCUGUUUUAGUGUCUCCCUCCAAACUGAAGCCUCCAGGCCCGGAGCAGAGGAAAAGAACGCCGCCUCAGGAUGGCGUGGGGACCGCGGAGAGGGAUUCCAGGAAGAAAGAAGGUCACGCUGUAGCUCUCCUGACUUCUCCAGCUGCUGGUAUAAAAACGAUUGAUCCUCUGCCUUUGAGGGAGGAUUCUGAAACCAGUAUCCCCAAAUGUGCUGAGCCAGCCCUUCCAGUUCCGAAAAUUCCCGACUAUCCAGCCAGCCCCGCGGGGCAGUCUCCUCCGGCCCGCGCGCCGUCCUACUGGCAUCCCUCUCGUCGCAUUCAGGGCUCUCUGAGAGACCCCGAGUUCCAGCAUAAUGUGGGAAAGGCAAGGAUGAACAAUUUCCAGUUACCUCAGCACGGAGCCUUUAACGACGAAGAUGAGGACAGAUUAUCUGAGAUUUCCGCUCGCUCUGCAGCUUCUAGUCUCCGGGCUUUUCAGACUCUGGCACGAGCUCAAAAAAGGAAGGAGAAUUUCUGGGGCAAAACAUAAUUAUACGUACACUUGAUUGAGUUGCUUUUGUCUGGGGAACCACUGGCAUAAUUUUUGUUUAUUGCUUUGCUAUGUUAAGACUUUUCAAGUGUUCGGAUUUUUCUCUAACGUUUCCUACUUUCAAAGAUUUGUUUGAUUUUUUUCAAUAGCCAAUUCAGCUUCGUUGGAAAAUUUUAACACAGGUUCAUACAAAUCUAACUUUUCAAGCAUUCUCUUACAUCUCUGCCGAAGGACAAAGGCGUAGACUGCGUGGUUCUUCACACACGCUGGCCACGGUGUCAGGGUCGGGAUCGCUGGCAGGACUGUGGCUCUCCCAUCCUGAGAAUGCUCUGAAACAGGAACAGAGUGAAGUAAAAAUGAGGACCCACGUGUGAGGUGGACGCUCCCCUAAGAUUGGUUCUCCGUACCUUUAUAAUUGGAGACGUCAUAAAAUGAAUUUCUCGUUCCUUUAAGCGUCACUGUGCUGUUUCUUUUGACUGUAGUACCUUCGUAUGUGGCUGCAAUGUUAAGAUAAUUGUAUUUUAGAUGGAAAAUACCAGCUGUAUAUAUUUUUCUUAUUUAUGUAACAAAGUUUGCUGAGAGAAUAUGUAUAUUUUUGAUCUUUGUGUGUAUUCUAUUUGUAUAAGGACUUUGGCUUACAUUUGAAUAAUGUCUAAAUUUUGAAAAACUAUUUGUAUAAUGGAGAAUUAAAACUUUGUAGACAUUUUGAAAUAAAAAAUUGAUCAAGUGUUUCAUUUCUGUUUGCUUCUCCAGAAAGUUAUUACAUGGAACAAAUAAUUAUCUUUUAGAAACAUUCCGCUCAUAACAGGUUAAUCAAAUGUUAUACUACUUUUGCAGCUGUCCAAAUGCAAUGCAACUGAGUCUACAGUAUUUUUGCACAAAUGCAAGACAAAUACAGAAUUUCCAAGACAGCUUCAUUUUUUAAAAUUUAACACAAACUUUUUAACUAGAUGUCUUCACUCAUAGGACAUGUUCUCUUAUCUUACUCUUUAUCUUACAAAUCAUUAAUUUUCUAAAAAAUAUGGAUUUCAUAAAAUAUGACAUAAGAUCCUUAUAAUAGUACAUAGAAGAUACUGAAAAUAAAAUACACAGAAUAUUUGUGAUUUUUGGUUAGAAAACAAAUG